Messenger RNA from Umbelopsis ramanniana AG, 373 nucleotides. RefSeq lists its product as uncharacterized. The transcript has 3 exons. The coding region runs from base 32 to 193 and encodes 53 amino acids. The record is from RefSeq and is a predicted model, not a curated record. Lineage: Eukaryota; Fungi; Mucoromycota; Umbelopsidomycetes; Umbelopsidales; Umbelopsidaceae.
AUUUUCCCUAUCGCCACCAAAUUUCAUCAGCAUGAACAGAGGACCUAUUGUAUUAACCAUUGAUGAGGCAGAGUGUCUAUUGGACCAGCUACCUCCUCCUAGCAAGGACGACGAUGCCUUGGUAACAAAGCUUAGAGAAAAGCUGAGUAUGCUACUUUCUGAGCUCCGUAAAGGCGCGGAAGGCUCGCAGUAAUCGUAUGUCAAACUUCCUCCACUUGCGCCAACAAGGUUGGGAUCAUAGUUUAGCACAUUUUACUUCAUGUUCAUAACUCCAUUCAUAUCAUGCAAAUCAUCUCAUGUAAACGCGCCAGUCAUAAUAACCAAUAAAUGGUACGCAUGGAUAUAUACACAGUUGCUUUAUUACGUAAUGGUG